ACCGAGCAUCAUCUCUAUCCCUGGCUUCCACCAAACAUCAUCUCUCUCUCUCUAUGGCUUUCACCAAUAACCAAAGAACAUGGAGUUCAAUGGUAGGUGGACCCGACAAAUAGCGAGCGGCGUCCUGAGGAAGGCAACGCGGCACCACCAUCUGAACCUUCCGGGAAACAUCGGGUCACCUCCACCUGAACCUUCCGGCGCAUAUCCUUCUACACACGGCUUCAGAUAUGAAGAUCUGAGAAUGAAUGCCUUCCCAAAAUAUUUUUGAUGCUCCGCCACAGCUUCCUUACCAAAAAUCUCAAGCAUCCUUCACCUCCGAAAGCAAAAAAACUUGAAGCUUUGCAUCUUUCCUAUAUAUCCUUCGACACACGCAUUGACAACCCAAUUACCUCAUGCGUAUCUCUUUUGCCUUAGUUGUCUUCUUCAUCUGAACGAGCAUCAGUCCCAAAUGGCGGACCGAGAGGACAAAGAGAAGCAGCUGAGGGAGGGAGGACAGGAAAAGCUGGUGCUGAGCGGACGCAGAAAGGCAAGGCGAGCAUGUGCUCGCCAGGUGAAUUGCCUAAGCGCUAGCUAAAGGUGAUCCACGGUCCUGACAUCGUCUAAGAGGAGAGGCCAGACGAAUUAGAACUGUUGAUUUCUCUGUUUCCACUUCACUCUUUGGUAUUGAGGAGCCAGUUUAAGACUUAUGAAAAGAUCAAGGUCACCCCGAUAUUCCGACCGGUCGGAUUACGAGGAAUAUGAAGCUGCAUCUUCUUCAUCGUCCCACCCACCAGUGAGGGAAGAUGGUUUCCAGUAUGAUGUGUUCCUAAACUUUAGGGGACCGGACACUCGCAAGGGCUUCACCAGCCAUCUCUAUCAAACAUUACAAGACAAGGGCAUCCACACUUUCAUCGACAGCGAGGAGUUGGAGAAGGGUCAGAAGGUGAAAGAGCUAUUUGGGUACAUAGAGAGAUCCCAAAUAUUUGUGCCUAUCUUCUCCAAAGGUUAUGCCGAUUCAGAGUGGUGUUUGAAAGAGAUAGCCAAGAUGGUGGAGUGCAAGAGGCUCAUCAUACCAGUAUUCUUUGAUAUUGAGCCAAGAGAUGUCCGUGGUCAAUCCGGCCCUUUCGAACUAGCAUUCACAAGAUAUGUUGAAAAUGAUAAAACAAACAAGGAGGAGGUGAGGAAAUGGAGAAAUGCUCUGAUCGAAGCAGGGGAAGUCUCAGGGUAUACCUUGGCCAAUACUUGUGUAGACGAGGCGACUGAGAUCAAAAAAAUUGUGACGAGGAUCUUGACAGAAGUAAACAGGGCCCCUCUAUUUAUUGGAGCCACACAUCCAAUAGGUCUAGAUUCUAGAAUUGCAGAGUUGGUGGAGGUGCUGGAUGUUGAAGCCCAUAAUGAUGUCAAAAUGGUUGGGAUCCAUGGAAUGGGUGGGAUCGGCAAGACGACUCUUGCCAGGGCUGUCUAUAACAAACUCUUUCUGCAUUUUGAUGCUUGUAGCUUCAUUUCAGACGUUAGAGAAGCAGCAAAACAGUCCAAACUCGUUUCCCUCCAAGAACAGCUGCUUCGUGAUGUUCUCAAGGAUGAAAAGGUGAAAGUAAAUGACACUGCUCAUGGAACUGGCAUGAUCAUGGAUCGAAUUAAGCAUAAGAAGGUUCUGCUAGUUCUUGACGACGUUGAUAGUGAAUCACAGCUCGGUGCAUUGGUCGGCAGUGUGGAUCAUUUUCGGCCUGGGUCAAGAAUCAUCAUUACUACUAGGGAUAAGCAGGUGUUGAUUGGGCCACCAACACUAAGAGUAAAAAAUGUGUAUGAGAUUAAGGAACUCGAUCCUGCCCAAGCACUUCAGCUUUUCAGUUGGCAUGCAUUUGGGAAAGAGGAGCCACCAGCUGAAUUUGCAAAUUUAUCAAAGGAAGUUGCAGCUACUGCUGCUGGGCUGCCACUAGCCCUCAAAAUAUUCGGUAGACAUUUCUUGUGCCAGAAAACAAAUAAACAACGAGAAGCCAUGCUGAAAAAGUUGAAGAAAGAUCAACACAAAGAUAUCCAUGAGAGGUUGAAGAUAAGUUUUGAUGCCCUUGAUAAAGAAGAAAAAAUUGUAUUUUUGGACAUAGCUUGCUUCUUUGUCGGUGAACAAACCAGUUUUGCAACUUUCAUGUGGGAAGAAUGCGAGCUCUUUCCAGACCUAACAAUCGAAGUCUUAAUGCACAAGUGUCUAGUCAAUAUAAAUCAAGAUACAAGAGCGUUUGAAAUGCAUGACCAUAUUCGAGACAUGGGAAGAAAAAUUGUGGAAGAUGAGAGCGGUUCAGAUCCAGGAAUGCGCAGCAGGUUGUGGAAGAAAGAUGACAUACUAUAUGUGCUGCCAAACAAGAGGGGAACAGAAAAAAUUGAAGCCAUCGAUAUCUCUUGUCCAUCGAUAGAUUCAGUGGAUGUGGACGCAGAGUCCUUUGCAGGAAUGUCUUUAUUGAAAGAUUCAGUGGAUGUAGACGUAGAGUCCUUUGCAGGAAUGUCUCAACUUAGAAUGCUUCGGUUGGGGAACGUGAGAUUGGGAGGAGAAUAUGGGCAUCUUCCUAGGACCCUCAAAUGGUUGAAUUGGAACCCACGGUACUUGGAUUCAUUGCCUAGCACCCUUCCUCUUGAGAAUAUUGUUGUUCUUGAUUUAUCAAGAAGUUCUAUAACUCAAGUAUGGAACAACCACGGAUAUAAAGAGACCAAGGUGUUUGGCCAAUUAAAAGUACUAAAUCUCAGUGAAUGCCGGAAUCUCAACAUUUGUCCUGAUUUUACGACCAUGCGACAUCUAGAGAUACUGGAUCUUCUUAAUUGUCGAAAGAUGACUGAACUUCAUCCAAGUAUUGGACAUCUCAAGAGCUUGACUCGCUUGAAUUUGCGUUGGUGCUUUUCACUAAGGGGACUGCCUAAGGAAGUUUGGGAAUUGACAUCGCUUGAAGAGCUUGACAUCAGCAACUGCGUUCAAAUUAUAGCUUUGCCAUCACAGUUGGUGGAUUCCAAGUCAUUGAAGCGGCCUUUGCUUGGCAAAUUAAAAGUCAUGAAUCUCGAUUCCUGCGUCAAUCUUGUCAUCUGUCCAGAUUUUACUUGCAUGCCAAAUAUAGAGAAAUUGAAUUUUGGAUGUUGUUUUAAUAUGACUAACCUUCAUCCAUCUAUUGGGCAACUCAAGAGCUUGACUUAUUUGUCUUUGUGGGGGUGCCAAUCACUAAAAGAACUGCCUGAAGGAGUUUGGCAAUUGACAUCGCUUGAAGAGAUUGACCUCAGCGAGUGCUCUCAAAUUAGAGCUUUGCCAUCACAGUUGUUGUAUUGUAAGUCAUUGAAGCGGCCCUUGCUUGACAAAUUAAAAGUCACUGGAGGUGGAGGGUCUUGUUCCAAUCAUUUCAGCCACGCCAUUCGAGAACAGGUGAAUGAAACACCAGAAACCACCAUUCGAGAACAGGUGAAUGAAACACCAGAAACCACCAUUCGAGGCCGCUUUCAGGCUGAUAGAUAUGAGGAGCUAUCCUUGAGAAUAGUUAGGGCCCUUGAAGGUUUACCAUUAGCUAUUAAAAUCCUUGCAUCAACUUUGUAUAAUAACGGAGAUGCAAAGGAUCAGUGGGAUGAAGGAAUGAUCACGAUGUCCUUGAAGGGGCUUCGUGAUGACCGGAUUUACACAAUGCUAAAGGUAAGCUACGAUCGUCUAACUGAUAGUAAUCAGAGAUCCAUUUUCCUUGAUGUUGCGUGCUUCUUUAGUGGAAUCGAUCCAGAAACUGCAAUUCAUAUAUGGGAUGCUUUUGAUCGGAGCGAGAGAGGAGAAGAAGGGCUGCUGAAACUGAGCAUGGAAGCUUCUUCUUCACCAUCGCCGUUGGUGUCCGCGUUCCCGUUUGAGUAUGAAGUCUUUCUGAGUUUUCGGGGAGUAGACACGCGUACGACAUUCACCGAUCAUCUCUACCAAGCACUCCGCCGAAGCGGCAUCCAUGUAUUCCGGGACAGCGAGGGUUUGCGUGCGGGCGAUAGGAUCGAUGAUCUGCUUGGGGUGAUCAACAGGUCGGAGAUGUUCAUACCCAUCUUCUCUAGUAACUAUGCCCACUCCAUAUGGUGUCUCAAGGAGAUUCGGGAGAUAGUGAAGGUAGCUUCGGUGGGAGAAAGCAAGAGGUUGAUCCUUCCUGUUUUCUACGAUGUUACGCCCCAACAAGUGGGAGACCAGAAACCACCGUUCGAGGCCGCUUUCAGGGUGCAUGAGCAAGACGAGGAGGUGGAGGCACAGACGGUGAUGGAAUGGAGGAAGGCGUUGAAGACGGCAUCAGGGUUUUUCGCCUACGAAUGUCAAGGACAUCAUGAAGCACGGCUUGUUGAUGAGAUUGUUGAGAGGGUUCUACAAGAAGUAAAGAGUUACCCACAGGAUGCAGUGGAACAGCUUGUUGGAAUCAAGAAACGGGCAAAUGAUGUCAUCAAGGAAUUGGACCUCAACUCUAAGGCUGCAAGAAUGGUGGUAAUCCAUGGAAUCGGGGGACUUGGCAAGACCACAGUUGGAAGAGCCGUCUACGACGAGAUUAAAACACGAUUUCAGUUCCACUGCUUCAUAGAGGGUAUCAGCAAAAAAACAGCGGGACCAGAAGGACUCGUCAACAUACAACGUGAUUUGGUGUUUGAAAUUUCCAAAGAUCGAAGGACGAUAUGCAGUACCAGUGAAGGAACUGGCAUGCUCCGAAGGCUUUAUGGGAAUAAGAAGGUGUUGAUUGUUCUUGAUGAUGUUGAUGGUGUAGAACAAGUUCAAGCACUAGCUGGGAAAUGGGCGUGGUUCCAGCAAGGCAGCAGAAUCAUUGUCACCACAAGGGAUAAGGGAACGCUCGCUCUUCCUGAUUGGGAAAAACAUAAGAUCUACAUGCUGCUGACACCGCUGGAUGAAAUUGAAUCUCUCCAGCUUUUCAGUUGGCAUGCUUUUGGAAAAAAAUCUCCAGCUGAUGGAUAUGAGGAGCUAUCCAAGAGAAUAGUUAGGGCCCUUGAAGGUUUACCAUUAGCUAUCAAAAUCCUUGCAUCAACUUUGUAUAAUAACGGAGAUGCAAAGGAUCAGUGGGAUGAAGGAAUGAUCUUGAGGUCCUUGAAGGGGCUUCGUGAUGACCGACUUUACACAACGCUAAAGGUAAGCUACGACCGUCUAACUGAUAGUGAUCAGAGAUCCAUUUUCCUUGAUGUUGCGUGCUUUUUUAGUGGAAUCGAUCAAGAAACUGCGAUUCAUAUAUGGGAUGCUUGUGGCUUUUCUUCAAGGCUUUCGAUUAAAGCUCUUAUUCACAAAUCUCUCAUAAAAAUAAUUAAUGAUAAACUGGAGAUGCCCAAGAUACUGCAAGAAAUGGGAAGGCGUAUAGUUGAAGAAGAACCUGGGACAGGACCGGAAUGGCGUAGUAGGCUGUGGAAGCAACAAGAUAUAAUGGAUGUGCUAAAACAGCGAAAGGGAACAAGUAAGAUAGAAGCAAUCGGACUUAUCAAAGGAAAUGACAAGGCAGAGCGUGAAGAACAUGAUAAUGUUCUUAUUAAUGCCCCUAAUCAUGAUGAUGACACAGAUAGCGACGAUAAGAGACUCGUGGAAGCUGCUGAUUUUGCCUCUAUGGACAGACUUAGACUGCUUAUGAUCAAUCAUGUCGACUUAAAGGGUAGAUGCAGAAGAAUGCCUAAACGUAUCAAGUUGCUGCAGUGGCAACGGUGCCCGUUCAAAUCACUUCCACCUGAUUUUCAUUUAAAGGAAGUUGUGGCUCUCGAUCUCUCAUACAGCAGCAUCGUCAAAGUGAAAAGAAAUCAAGGGUGGCCUACGAGACGCAUAGCCAUUUUUCUUGCGUCACUUAUGUCACUGCCGCUUAUGUUUCUCACAUUUCUCACGUCCACCGCGGUGCCCUUACCGACGACAUUGGCUCCUUUCGUCCUCCUUUGUCUAUGUCUGGUUUCUGCCACGCCAGAAAAGCUUAUCGAGCGAAGAAUGGUGAAAGAAAUAGUCUUUGAAAAAUUGAAAGUUCUUGAUCUGACUGCCUGCAAUGAGCUUACCAUCACUCCUGAUCUAUCUGCAUCUCCUGGCUUAGAGAAAUUGGUGCUGGAUCGCUGUGAUAAUCUGGUUAAGAUCCACGAGUCCAUUGCGCUUCUCAAGAAGUUGGUGUUAUUGAGUAUGAGUCGCUGCAAGAAGUUGAAGGAGCUGCCCGACUGCAUUGGUAAACUGGGAUCCCUCGUUGUACUCGACGCUUCCAAUUGCCCCAAGUUGAAAGAAGCGCGAGAGAGGGAAAGGGUUCUUGAACCGGAAGGGCCUAAGGUUAGCUUAUCUGAUUUGUUGAACUGGAUGCUCCAAAGUGACUCGCAGGUAUCAAACGCUUGCUCUGUGGACGAGUCGGUGAUGGCCCAAGAUAAGCGCCUGUUAGAAAAGCUUUAUCUUUCAGGAACAAGUAUAGGAAAGUUGCCAUUCUCCAUUUGUUUUCUCCAAGAAAGACUUCGGACAUUGCAUCUGAAUGACUGCAAACUGCUAGCAGAAGUACCGGAAUGGAUUGCAGGCUUAUGCCUUCUGGAAGACCUUUCCAUCUCCAACUGUCCAUCGAUCACAGGACUGCCCAACGCUAUAGGAUCGCUGAAAAAACUUCAAAGCUUGAACCUUUCACAUUGUAACGGGAUUGAAAAUUUACCAGAUAGCGUUGGAGGUCUUGAAUCACUCACUAAGCUUCUCUUGGAAAACACAUCACUGGUGGACCUGCCAGAGUCAGUGGGAUGUUUGGGGAAGUUGAAGAUCCUACAUCUUGGUUCUUGCAAGCAGCUUGAGAGAUUGCCAUCAUCCAUUGGGAAAUUGGGAGACCUGACUGAGCUUAUCCUUGAUGGCACCAAUAUUGAUGAGCUGCUACCGAGUUCAAUAGCAUCAUUGCAAAAGCUGCAACUGUUGUCGGUAAGAGGAUGCAGAAGACUCGAGCACUUGCCAACUGGUCUAAGGGAGGACCUGACUGUCCUAAGAGAAGAACAGCAAGCAAAAAAACGUAUCAAGUAAUUCAUCUACAUGCGCUUGAAGGAAUUGGUGCGUGAAGAACAAAGGGCUAGCUUAAUAGAUGGACUGUGACAAAUGGGAGGUCCGUUUACAGGGAAAGCGAGAGGCCAAUCUCACGAGGAAGAAUGCAGAUGAGGGACAGUUUACGCGUCUUGGAAUUAAUGUAUCAGAAGAGCCUUUGAUAUUCCUGACAAUUAAGGAGAUGAAAUCCUUGUCCAAUCUAAUUCAACCGCACUG
This is a messenger RNA of Nymphaea colorata (pocket water lily), 7201 nucleotides long. RefSeq lists its product as uncharacterized. Gene Ontology annotation, biological process: defense response; signal transduction. Bases 686 to 6967 code for a protein of 2093 amino acids. Gene Ontology annotation, molecular function: ADP binding; ATP hydrolysis activity. NCBI's taxonomy places the organism in Eukaryota, Viridiplantae, Streptophyta, Magnoliopsida, Nymphaeales, Nymphaeaceae. The transcript has 9 exons. The record is from RefSeq and is a predicted model, not a curated record.